Messenger RNA from Eimeria necatrix, 885 nucleotides. RefSeq lists its product as hypothetical. Lineage: Eukaryota; Apicomplexa; Conoidasida; Eucoccidiorida; Eimeriidae. The transcript is spliced from 3 exons. The coding region runs from base 1 to 885 and encodes 294 amino acids. The record is from RefSeq and is a predicted model, not a curated record. Gene Ontology annotation, biological process: snRNA export from nucleus.
AUGCAUCAGCGUGGUUUGAGACCUCCGCACUCAGUGACAAGGCGGUCGCGAGUCCUCAUUGGAAACGCACAAUACUUACCAGCGAGAGAGGCAAUAAUAACGGCUGACGAUUACGUAUAUCAAAGGGGCGUGAAGCGUUCCUUUGGCGAUUAUGACGGCUCAGGGGACGACUCGUACCAGUUGGAAUUCCCCGGGACGGCAGCAAAUGGUAGAAAGGGAACGCGAGAAGUACUCGAAAAUAAUCGCCUAUUAGGUCAGAGAGCUGCUGACGGUGGCCCGGUGCAGCAUGUGGGUACCACUGCUGAGUGCCAUCGUGGUUAUCCUGUGCGAAGAGUCGGCGAUUUUGACGAAGGCGCACAUGGGCCAAGUGAUGAUGGCGCUGUGGAAGCUGAGCUGCGAGCGGAGAUCUUAAAUGGUGUGCGACAGCUGCUUCACAGCGAGUCCGAAAUUGACUGCCUUGUACAGCUGUGUUCGUUACUUAAGGAAAAGAACACUGCUUUGCUUGAGCGUGCCAUCCACCGCCGAGGCGUUGCCGAGUGCGUAGGACUACUUGAGGAGACAUUAAAAAUUGAAGCGAUGGGGGGAAUGUUGACCAAGGAGGGACGCCGUCGUACACCAGGUGGUGUCUUCUUGCGUCUUCUUCAAGAUAGGAUUCCGCGUGAGGACAAGCGAUUCAUAUGGGACGAGCAAAAUAGAGAGCAAAGGAGGCUCAAACGGCAAAGAAUCCGCAGCCAAAAAGCUGCGAAGGUGUCCGUACGUCCACGCGAAAAGCUGGAGAACAGUGUCUCGACUGCAAUCCAGCACCCUACAGAGCCGCCUGAAUGCGAUGAGCUUGAACCGGGGGAGCUUGACGCUGCCGAACUACGACCUAUUGAUGAAGCGUGA